Solea senegalensis (Senegalese sole) is the source of this 999-nucleotide messenger RNA. RefSeq lists its product as uncharacterized. The record is from RefSeq and is a predicted model, not a curated record. Lineage: Eukaryota; Metazoa; Chordata; Actinopteri; Pleuronectiformes; Soleidae. The transcript is spliced from 3 exons. Bases 168 to 953 code for a protein of 261 amino acids.
CCAGACAAUGAGUUACUGGUUCAGUGAACCCACACAGAAACUGUCAUAUAAAUACAAGGCAGAGCAGAAAUUGGCACUUACUGGAUUGAUUUUGGGAGAGUUGGUACAUUUUAGAACAGCUCUGCUGUGUGCUGCACAAAUAAGAGGACACUAUUGAGGGAACAGCAAUGGCAAUUCUCUGGACUACACUGUGUGCUGUCGUCAUGGUGACUGCAGCCACGUCUAAACCGGUCUACCUAAAUCAAGAGGAGAAUUCAUCAGAGUCCGUUGAAUCGGAUUCAUCAGAAGAGACGGACGCUGAUGUUGAGCCUUCCCAGGAUCCCCUGCAAACAGCACAUACGGAGACAGAAAUUCCUACUGCUAUAGUGGAGACUGGUGCCUUACAGACAGCAGAGCCCUUACAGACUGCAGACCCCUUACAGACGGCAGAGCCCUUACAGACUGCAGAGCCCUUACAGACUGCAGAGCCCUUACAGACUGCAGACCCUCUUCCCACUGCAGACUCUGUACCUGCAGCCAUGCUCAACACAACAGCACUGCCCGGCCCCGAGGAAGCACAAACUUCCACUGAUGUUCUACAACUCCUGCCAGUCGAUCCUUCACAAACCGUUCCCGGCACUGACAUUCUUCAGGCUAUGCCACAGGACUCAAUCCACACCGACGCUGUGCAUGUGCUACCAGACAAAGAGGGCUCACAACCCGGGGUCAUGGAGAACGAUACAAACAUAGGUACAACUCAGCCACAAGUCAUCACCACCACCACCACCAUGACAUACCAAGGAUUCCCCCAGGGCGCAACUCCACCCGUCCCUUCACACAUCAAACCAACACUUCCACCAGUCUCCUCAACCCCAUUCUUGCCAAUCCACAUCGGUGCUGCCCUGACCGGGGUCCCUGUUUGCUUCACUUUCCAGUUCAGCCCUUUGCCAGGUCCACCCAGAGGAGACAUUUAAACCUUUAGUUCAGCUCACUGCCUCGUCCCCAUGUUUGUUGCCAACA